AUGAUGCAGCAGAUAGGAGAUGGCCUCACCGAUCUGGCGCAACUACAGUCCACCAUGCAAGCCAUUGAGCUCGCUUGUUCUUCUAUUCAGAUGCAUGUAAAUCCAGCGGCAGCAGAGGCAACCAUUUUGUCGCUAAAUCAGUCGCCACAGCCAUACAAGGCAUGUCAAUUUAUUCUUGUUUUGGAAGAGAAUUCUCAAAUGGGAAUGGCAAAGUUUCAAGCGGCUGCUGCGAUUCGAGAUGCAUCUAUUAGGGAAUGGAGUCUCCUUACAAGUGAGGACAAGAGAAGCUUGAUAAGUUUUUGUUUGUGCUAUGUUAUGCAACAUGCUGGUUUGCCUGAGGGCUAUGUCCAAGCAAAGGUUUCUUCUGUGGCUGCUCAAUUGAUGAAAAGGGGUGGUAAAGUUGCACAUAUUUUUUCACCUUUAAAUGCUGAAUAG
Molecule: messenger RNA, 435 nt
Organism: Dovyalis caffra
Lineage: Eukaryota; Viridiplantae; Streptophyta; Magnoliopsida; Malpighiales; Salicaceae
Source: the annotation of a GenBank genome assembly